Scophthalmus maximus (turbot) is the source of this 4695-nucleotide messenger RNA. Its product is annotated as piggyBac transposable element-derived protein 4-like. Lineage: Eukaryota; Metazoa; Chordata; Actinopteri; Pleuronectiformes; Scophthalmidae. The record is from RefSeq and is a predicted model, not a curated record. The coding region runs from base 358 to 2580 and encodes 740 amino acids. The transcript is spliced from 2 exons.
UAAAGUGCAUGUAUGAUGUGCAAACACAGAGAGCAGCAGCAAUACUGUAUAAAGCAACAGUAAACAAUAAAAAAAUUCAAUGUUACAUUAUUGCACAAUAGAAUAGUUCAUUAUAUAUUCACAAGCCUGUCAUUAAUUGGCUGCAUUAUAAAAAAAAAGCUGUGUGAGACCAUAUACGGAAAGUGGUAGACGGGACAUCCUGUCGGAGCAGAGACCCGCGGAAGAGGAAUCCUUUUUUUUUCUCUUUUCUUUUGUCUCCGGAGACGGGAGUGGGAGGACCCGGCGAGGAACCGCUUUUACGCGGCGCUCCAACUUUGUUUUUGGGAAGACUCUCACUUCUCGUCGGACCUCCACGAAAUGUUGCUGUCGGAGUCCGAGGAUGAAUCGGAGGAGCUGCACUCGGAUUCGGACUCCGGGAGCAGCACCUGCAGUCCGGAGGAGGAGGAGGAGGAGGAGGAGGACAUUCCGCGCGGUUUGGCCCGUGGACCAGACCGGGAAGACUUAACUGAUGAGGACAGUUCAGGCGACGAAUGGGAUAAUACGCCCACAAAGAGAAGAGCUCCCAGAAAGCGUUGCGUCGCCGCUUCUGCUUCCCCAGUGUCGUCGUCCCUGAAACCCCCAUCCAAGAAUUGUCAACAGCGUCCCCACAGAAAGAGGAUCCACAAUGCAUCUACACCCAAAAAGGGCGACUCCUCCUCCCCCCGUACUGGCAGAGCAUCCUCCACUCCACGCAGGAAAAAUGGAAGUGUAAAGAGACGAGCGGAGAGCCGGCUUGUGGCAGAGGAAGAGGACGAAGCGGUCGAUGGAGAACGGUGGCGUAACAUUGACGAGGACGACGUCGAGCCUCCUCAACCACGGUUCAGACCGGAGAGGGACGUGGGGCCGCAGCUGAACCGCACUGCGAAUUACACACCACUCGAACUAUUCCAGCUGUUCUUCUCUACGACAGUAAUCGAUACUUUAGUAAGAAACACCAAUGCCUACGGGAAGGAAAAAUAUCAAAGCCAGAGGGAAAGCUGGGUCCAUGUCACAGCAGCAGACAUGUACUCCUUCAUCUGCCUUGUCCUCUACAUGGGUAUUGUCCCGCUGAAAACUCUGAAAGAGUUCUGGAGAGGAUCGAAGCUGUUCAGCCUGCCGUUCCCUGCCUCCGUCAUGCCCUGUAGACGCUUCCUGGCCAUUUCCCGCAGCCUUCACAUGAACGAUCCUGCGGUCGAAGCAGCAAAUGACCAAAAGAAAGGGACAUGCGGGUAUGACAGACUUUGCAAAAUAAAGCCACUCUAUCAUCAGAUUGUGGAGGCCUGCUACACUUUCUUUCAUCCCCGCCAGCAUAUCUCCAUAGAUGAACGCAUGGUGGCGAGUAAAGCGAGGAUCGGGCUCAAACAGUACAUCAAAAACAAGCCUACUAAAUGGGGCUUUAAGCUUUUUGUUUUAGCAGACUCAAUAUGUGGCUACACCCUGAACUUUUUUGUGUAUGGGGGAAGAGAGGGCAAACCCACGGGGAAGGGGCUGAGCUAUGACGCUGUCAUGAGACUGUUGAACAUCCCUUUCCUGGGCAAAGGAUACAAGCUCUAUGUGGACAACUUUUACACAAGUCCCACCCUUUUCCUUGACCUCCUUAAGAGAAAAAUCUGGGCAUGUGGCACUAUUCGUUCCAAUGUCGCCGGUUAUCCCAAAACGAAAAGGAACGACAUGGCCAAGAAAACAACAAGGGGAACUAUCCGGUGGAUCAGAAAGGGGAAGCUGUUGUUUGUCAAGUGGUUGGACACCCGCGAGGUGACGAUGUGCUCCAGUAUACACAAAGUAUACAGCGAUGACAUGGCAAAGCGCAAGGUGAAAAACGCAGAUGGACAGUGGACAGUGAAGCAGGUGCCUAUUCCAGGCUGCAUCAAAGAUUACAACCGGCACAUGGGCGGUGUUGACUUGUCGGACGCACUUAUCGGCUACUACAACGUCCUCCAUAAAACCCAGAAAUGGUACAAAACUCUGUUUUAUCAUUUUGUGGACAUAGCCACCGUGAAUGCUUUCAUCCUCCACAAAGAAAUGUGCAAACUACAGAACAGGCCCGAAGUCACGCAGAAAAAGUUCAGGGAACAACUGAUCCUGUCCCUGGCUGAGAUCGGGUCCACGCCGCGCCGGUCAGGUCCACAGAAUUACAUGUUCCCUGCCUCUCCUUUCAAAGUGCCUCCUGCCCAAACAAACCCUUCCCUGUCCUCGGUGGCAGCUGCCUCUCCAUCCAUCGUGCCGCCCACCUCACCUCCCUGCCUGUCCCAUGUGCCGCCCAACCCCAUGUCUGAAGUACCCCCUGGCUCUCCUUCUACAAUGCGACCUCCUUCUCUGUCCACCCAGGUGCCCCCUGCUGCUGCUACUGGUGCCCCCGGUUUAGGUCACCUUCCAGCUCACUUUGUAGAGCAAAUGAGCAAUGUGGCCCCCAGAGAUCGGGCCACUGCCCGAAGAAGGACAUGUGUGGUCUGCAAAAGGAAGUCCCCGGUCUAUUGCAGCACUUGCCAAAAAACACUGUGUUUUACUAUUUUGAGGAACUGCUACAGUGAGUGGCACAGAAGCAACAGUAUCUGUAUCUAAGUGCAAGACUCGUAUAAAGUAAUAGCACAUACCUUUAGUCGCGACUAGUUAACAAAUGUUAGAUGCCAUUCGGUUUCCUUGCCAAAUUCUCCUAGAUACCCAUGUUGUAUCAUGAUCCCCUUCUUCAAAUAUCCUCCAAGAACCACGAGAUGUCUUUGGAAGAUAGAUAAAGAAUACAAAGAUGAACAUAAAAAGAGAAAUCUUCACAUGCUCUAGAUGGGCUGAAUAACCCGUGAAUAUAUUACAAAGGCUUCUCUUCUGUAUCUCUUCUUGUAAUUACUCGCUCAGAUACCUCAGUGCCUCUUAAACCCCUAUCAAUAACGUGAGGAUUUACAUGAACAUGUAAACUGUCUUACAAACCUAGGAGCAUCAUGUUUACAUGUCGGUUUACUGUGCCGCCUGAAUUAAUGGGUCUAACAUUGUUAAGUGGCAGGUGCUGCGGAUACCAUUCUUCGACGAACCAGAUUUUUCGAAAUAUUACAUGGUCAAGUGUCUGUGACUAAAACUGGACAACAGGCAAUUUAUUUACAAACCUUACCUCAAAAGCACAUCUCCUAGGACUGAUCACGAUGCAUUAAUACAUUUCAUCAAAUGAGGUAUGCAGUCCACAGAAGUCUUGGAUUGAAAACUGAACUAUCAUCUCGUCUUUGAAAAGUAAUCUCACACCCAGUGACUCAGAGAUUCAGUAUCAUAAGAGGAAACAUAUACGUACACUCCCAGGAGGACUGCAGUGGAAAUAUAUACCUCAUAUCAUCCCCUUUUGUUAGACUGGAGAAUGGAACUUGAAGGUAAUAACUGAUGCAAGAUACUUUUUAAAAUAUCACUGUGUAUUAUUACGUAUGCAGACGUUUUUGCCUCGUCUUGAUAUUUAGAAUAUGAUGUUUACACGAAAGAGGAGCAGUAGCUGUUUAUUCGGGUAUUACUCAGAUUUCAGGCUGUGUGAUUGGCACACAAACGUGUCCGACUUUUUGGCACCUCAGCUAAUCUUUGACAUUUCCACCUACCUCAGCAGUCGAGGACGAAGCCAACUUGGUUCCUGGCCGGAUUUAACAUGCUCAGCUAGAUUUGGCUUCUUCAACUCGACUCCCAGUGGCCACAAUAAUGUGGCUGGAGUUGAGGAUGCAGCAGCACAGAUUGCAUAAGGCAAUUACAAAUCUGUAUAAGGUGUUAUUUUUUUUUUGUUACACAGCAAUGUGGCACUGAUAUUGACUUACAUGAGGAUUUAUGAAAUCUAAAUGUUUACACCCAUACUUCAAAGGACAGGAGGAUUGUUCCUGUAUAUAAACUUACUGAUUACAGUUGACCUAAAUCAACUCCCUUGAAAACUAAAUCUAGUCAAGUUUUUGGUACCACAUCUGUGACACUGAUAUCACUGGAACUAUUUUCACACUGGAAACACAAUUGUCGUUGUUAUUGUUUAUGCAUAUGUAAGCAAUGAUCUUUGUAUAUAGAGAAAGAGUACUGUAAGCUUUAUGUAUAGCAGCAUGAAAACUGUGACCUCAAAGUCUCACCACCCCUGUACUCAGUUUUGGAUUAUAUGGACACAUAAUUCAACACAAUAUCAGAACUGUUGUAUCUUAGUGCCUCUGAUUAACUGUUAUACUUCUGACUCUGGGGUUCGGAUGUAGAUGUGGAUUUGUACUUUUUUUCUGUGCUCUGUAAAAACAGAAUAUUCUGUAAGGGAUCUCUUUCUACUGUUUUCACUUUGUGUUACUUCGGUGCUUUGUAAUUGAAACAACAUUUUUUUUUUACAUACUGUGUAGUGUAGAUUGUGGUUUGCUGUGGAUCAUUUUGUCAAAACUAAAAGCAUAGAGCACUCUAAGAAGAGAGAGUCACUAAAGAUAAUUUAGUUUUACGGGAAUGAGCCGAGAUCAUUUCAUCAUCACCCUUGGAGGACAGGCUCAUGUUUCAGUGAUGCUAAAUGUGUAAAAUAAUGAUGUGGCACACUGGGAGUGUUAGGAACAAAACAUUUUUCAUUAUCAUCAAAGUGAUUCAUCACGUUUUGGUUCUCUUGAGACAUGACACUGACAUACCUCGAAGCCGCUGACAACCCGGAAUUUCAUAUGAACAUUGACAACGUACAUGGAUUGCUCUUGUGAAUUUGUAUCAAUACAA